GUCAGUCUGAAGUGUGCUACCAUUUCCAUCUUUGAAUUACUUCUCCUUGUCCCACUUCAGCAUGAAAAUGAGUCCACCCGAACCCAGGAAAGGCCCCGUAGGGUGAGUUCUGUGGAGCCCGACAUGUUGGAGAAGAUGGUAAGCCUCCUGAUACCGCUCCACCAGAAGGAGGAUCCCUUCUUCGUCCCUGCCUUCCUGUUUACUUACAGAAGGUUUACAACAACAGGGCAAGUGUUGGAACUUCUGUUUCAAAGGUAUGCAUAUUUCCAACCCGACUGUGAGGAGGAUGAACAAGUAAAGAACGCCAUGUGUUCCAUGCUCGCCAUGUGGCUGGACAAGUACCCCGAGGAUUUCUGCCAGACCAACAAUCUGUCCAACCUGAAUAAACUGAUGGCCUAUGUGCUACUCAACAUGCCCUCCUCAGAACUGGCGGUCCGUGUCCACCACCUCCUCUCCGAGCUGGAGGAGCAGGGGACCAAGGAGGCAGACAAAAAGAGAGAGGAGUCCUUAGGUAGGUGCCUGAGAACGUGUGAGGCGGGAUGGAAACUGGGUCCCAUGGGAUGAGAAUCCCAGGCUGGUGACUGGCCAGUAACCACCAGGAACCCUCAGUCUGGGAAGACGUCCUGCCGUGGUUCUUCUAUGUCAGAUGUUAUCUACUUUCUGUUGGAGACUCUCAGAUAUAGGCACUUACUAUGAAUGAACACCUUCACUCUGGAAGGUUCAGUCCCACCUCAACAUCUACAGCUCUUCAAUUAACAGUGCAUCUAUUUCCAUCCUCAGAUCUGGGGCUGCACACAGCACCUGCUCCUGAGACCAAGGCAGAUGACGCAUCUGUGAUGGCGGCAGAUGUGGUCCUGGAAUCAGCUGCUCCACCAGCUGCAGAUCUAGUGCCUUCACGAGAUUCUGAGCCUCAUGUAGGGACCGUGCAGUAUAUGUCAUCUGUAUAAGGACCACAACCCCAUGUGCCUCCUGGGGGUUGGUUCUAGCACUCACCUCAGGUCAAACCCCACAGACUGUCCUCAGUGACAAUACUGCGGCAGACUGAACAUCUUCCUACAAACCAUAUCAUGGUGACUCCCAUCUUCCUGGCGCGACAUCAGUCAUGCAAAAAUCACCUGUGCCAACCUUUCUCACCCAUUCCCGUGACAGGACCCAGGUGUGGCCCUCAGUUCCUCCAAGCCCAAGGCGCCCCUGCACUCCCAAAGUAUUUAGACUUGAAUUUCCACAAUCUGCCUUUAAAACACAUAUAUAAAUGCAGGUUUUGUAGGAAAGUUGAAUUCAGAACUUAUAUAAAAGUAAUUUUUGGCUCUCCUGUUGAAUAAAUCUUGAGUUAUAAAUACA
This is a messenger RNA of Perognathus longimembris pacificus (Pacific pocket mouse), 1341 nucleotides long. RefSeq names its product ral guanine nucleotide dissociation stimulator-like. Lineage: Eukaryota; Metazoa; Chordata; Mammalia; Rodentia; Heteromyidae. The transcript is spliced from 3 exons. The record is from RefSeq and is a predicted model, not a curated record. The coding region runs from base 124 to 564 and encodes 146 amino acids.